Molecule: messenger RNA, 705 nt
Organism: Nicotiana tabacum (common tobacco)
Lineage: Eukaryota; Viridiplantae; Streptophyta; Magnoliopsida; Solanales; Solanaceae
Source: RefSeq, a predicted model, not a curated record
AUGAAUAUGAUGAGAAUGAAGCUGAGACACUACUGUACAUUUGCAACUCUUUCACUUCUCGCUUUGUUACUGAUCAUCCCAAGGGUGUUGGCCGCACAAUGUGUUCAGCAAGCCAGUCUACGAAAACCAGACAUAACCGAAAUUAUUAGCAGUGGUUGGCCAACUGCACCUGAUGGCCCUUAUACAUGGGGUUACUGCUUCAAAAUCCAAAGAGGCAACCCUGAUUCCCACUGCAAACCAAGCGUUGAGUGGCCGUGCGCUCCCGGCAAGAAAUAUUAUGGACGAGGCCCCAUCCAAAUUUCAUACAACUACAACUAUGGGCCUUGUGGAGAUGCAAUAGGAGAAAACCUCCUAAGAAAUCCUGAUUUGGUGGCCGCUGACAGAGUCAUCUCAUUCAAAACUGCACUUUGGGUCUGGAUGACUAGUACUUCAAAACCACCAAUGCCUACGUGCCACGAUGACAUUCUCGGGAAAUGGAAACCGUCCACAUCAGACACAGCAGCCAAUAGGCUCCCUGGUUACGGGGUCAUCACAAACAUCCUCAACGGAGGAUUAGAAUGUGGUCAUGGUUUUGACGAGAAGGUAAAGGAUCGAAUUGGCUUCUACUUGAGAUACUGCAAAAUUCUAGGUGUUAGCCCGGGAGAGAACCUUGACUGCGGCAACCAGAAGCCUUUCGGACACUUCAACUCUAUAUAUGUAGAAUAA